AUGUACGGCGAGCACGGGAACAAGUUGGCGGAAGAUGCGAAGCGAAUGCACAAUCUCCAGCACCUGCCGCCAUAUGCCACCAACACUGUCCGUUUGGUGACGAAGGAAGUUCGCGAUUUGGACCGCGACGCGCAGGCUUUCCUAGCGCCAUAUCAGAGCAGCACACAGUCCAGCGACGGCACCCAGAUCAAGUCAUCCUCCUUCAACCCAGCAGAAGAUCCCGCAUUGGCAUGUACCCUUCUCGUGCAUCAUCUUUCCAUGCGCAGGAACAAGAGAUGUCUCAUGGCCUACCACAAGACUCGCACCGACAAGCUCGAAGCCAUGUGCUGGCAGGGUAGAGAUAUUGCUGAGGUUCAGCAGGCAUCUGCCAGCACAAAUGCAGCCGGAGGUCAGAGUGGUCCAACCAGCAGUCUGAGCGCCGAGGAGGAGCAAUAUGUCCACCAAUACAGCAAUCUUCUCGCUGCCUACAAGGGCCAUUGGACCGACAUCGACCUAUCUGGGGACUUGCAACCACCAAGGGACAUCUUUAUUGACGUGAGAGUGCUAAGGGAUGCCGGAGAGAUCCAGACCGAGUACGGAUCCCUCACUCUGACCAAGAACAGCCAGUUCUAUGUACGCCAGGGUGAUGUGGACCAGCUCAUUCAGCAAGGAUAUCUGCAGAGAUUGAGUUGA
Molecule: messenger RNA, 672 nt
Organism: Ramularia collo-cygni
Lineage: Eukaryota; Fungi; Ascomycota; Dothideomycetes; Mycosphaerellales; Mycosphaerellaceae
Product: probable DNA replication complex GINS protein PSF1
Exons: 1
Coding region: 1-672 (223 amino acids)
Biological process (GO): DNA strand elongation involved in mitotic DNA replication; DNA replication
Cellular component (GO): GINS complex
Source: RefSeq, a predicted model, not a curated record